UUUUUUUGUGUGUGUGUGUUUUGAAGUUUGUGUGUACCCUUCCGUUUCUAUUACUUUCUGACUUGCAAAAAAAAAAAAGCAUAAAGCAACUAAACUUUUUUUUUCCUCCUCAUGUCAAAAAACGAAACUUUCAUAUGUUGAUAAAGUAUGACAGAAGAUGGCUUGACCAAGGACUUUUUACGGAAUAAUAGAACUUUUGCCUCCAUCUCACAAUUCUUCCAUACUUUUCAAUCUGCUUUCCGACCUUGGCCGAACUAUACAGAAGCUCACUGGUCCGUUGUACACCAACCUGAUAAUAAACGAGAUGACUCCUAUGUUUUUUCAACAGAGGACCUGGAGAAUAUGUUUGUAGAUCCAAGUCUACGAUAUCAAUUAGAGGAACUCAUUAUUCGAUUGCUUCGUUUCUUGACUCGUAACCGUUUUCUAAAUUCUUCCACCUGGCAAGAAUACUUUUCGCGCGAGUUUGAUCGACGUGAAAGUGAUCAAGUUAAUCCAUUUCAUGCAAAAGAAGAAGAGAAACAAGAAUCAUCUGCCAAUACAGACUCAAUUGAUCAACAAGACAUACAUGACCAAAAAUCUGUUUCUCAACCUACCAAAGCCAUUUUAUCAUUUUUUGACCUUCCUAUCGAAACCAGACUUUCUUUAUUAAAUACUUUAUGUGAGUGGCAACUAGCUGAUCCAGAACGAUUACGAGAGCACUUGGAUAAUGAAAAUGAAGCAAUCCAAUGGAGGGUGGAUCCAAUUGGUUUUGAUGCCAAGGGAAAUACGUUCUGGUUAUUUGAUGAUAAUCGACUUUAUAGAGAAUCCAAUCGCAAAAAGAAAAGAUCGAAGAAGAAUCAAAAAAAGAAACACCUAAUAUCCGGUACGCGACGUAACAUGCGACGAAGCACUAGAAUAUCAACAACAGCAUCCGAGAAGGAAGAGGAGAAAGAGGAAGAUACAUCUGAUGAUGAAGACUGGACUCCUUGGAAAAUGGUAUGUAUGACUGCAGCGGAAUGGCAACACUUUCCUGAAAAAUAUGCCAAAAGCAAUCAUGUUCAAGAACAGGAAUUUCAUCAUCUUCUAGUAGAGGAUGUAUUACCUAAAGUGCUUCCUGUAGUUGAAGAGCAUGAAAAGAACCGGAAGAAACAAGAGGCACUCUUAUCUCGAAAAAGAAGUUCAAGGAUAUUGGUACGAGAAUUGGAAGCUCUAGAACAACAACAAGUUGAUUCUAAUUACUCAAGAGGUGCUACACAACAGGAACCAUUAUCAAGACUUGAAAAGAAACGACUACAAAGGGAAAUGGAGCAGAAAAAACAGCAAGCACAAGCACGAGAAGAAAGAGCAUUAUAUCGCGAACAAAGGUUACAGGAGAAGGAGAUGGCUGCGGAAAAGGCACGUCUUGAACGAGAACGUCGCUUAGCACGACGCCGUGGCGAUUCACCCACACUAGAUCUCGGUUUCAGUGCUAAUGGUAAUGAUCAUAACCGAUUAUUCCAGGAUACUGCCUUGACGAAUCCUUGGCAUCAACAACAACAACAACAACAUGAACUCAAGGUGACAUUGACGGUUAACAGGAAUCACAAGACAAAAAUCUCUACAAAGACGACAAAGAAAUCCAAAAAAGGCACAAAUCAUGAUAAGAAUAGUAAAGAUACACUUGGAAAACGAAAGAGAGGACGAAAACCUAAAAUUCAACAAAAGGCUAAACAAGAAGAGGAAAGUUGGAUUUUCAAUUGCUCCUGUGGUGUACAUGGAAUUGAUUUGGAUGAUGGAACGCCAAUGAUCGCUUGUGAAAAAUGCAAUGAAUGGAAACAUAUCCAAUGUCUAAGAGAGUCGGGUCAAGUGGAUGAUCGAUUGAUGUCAUUUGAUGACUUUAUAUUCAUCUGUAGACGAUGCACAGAAGAGGAGAAAGCUGAUGUUGAAAUAGAGGAUACAACUGAUGAGAGUCUCAUCACAGCAAGAAUAAAAAAAGCAAUGACAGCUCAUGAACAUGAUUCUCUCCCCAGUUCAUCAAGUACAACAGAAAUCAAGUCAGCAUUUACUUCUACUCACCCAAGUCAAAUGGAACAAGAAGACCAUCCAUCUCGGUUCAUGUCGAAUUCUGCUUUGCCAUCUACCAUUACUCACUUUCCUUACGAAUACCAUCAGCCUGGUACUAUCUCUACUGGGUAUGCGCAUACAUUACAAUCUUCUGAACGACAUGGUUUACAGCAACCAGUCCAUACAUCGACAGCGCCAACAAUUAUGCCGACACAACGACAGUAUCAUUCUGAAAAUAGAUUACCUCCUUUAAAUCCAACAAAUGGUAACCAUAGCCAGUAUCCUCUUCACCAACCACAGGCACCCUUGAUUGCUACAGCAAAUCGUUCUGAUGUCAAUGCUAUAAAGGAACAACAACAGCUUACCCCUCCAACUUUACUACCAUCUAUCAAUGCUAAUCAGGCACUUCACCAGGAAGAACAAAAGAAGCAUACUAUCCCUGAUAGCAGGACUCAAUCAAUUCCAUCAGUGCCACUGGCUGUAUCCUCAUCAUCGGUACCCAUUCCUCUCAAUUCUGUAUCCCCAUCUCCAGUGUCUAAUAAUAAUGACGAUGCUUUACACACUAUUACCCCUCCUCCUCCUACGACUAUUUCCGAUAGUAUGUUUCGAAAAAUUAGCAAGUAAAUGAUAUUGAAAAAUAUAAAAGAAAACAAAUAAAUAAAAAGCGAAGAUAAUAUUUCUUUGAAAAUUUAGAAUUUCCUCUUGUUACAAAAAUAAAGAUGUUACUAUGGAAGCAAAAACCAAAAGGCGGUAUUUUUAGUAGUAUUUUUUUUCCUGUUUAUGGCUAAUACAUCCAAAUUUGUAAAAAAAAAAAAAAAAAAAA
This is a messenger RNA of Halteromyces radiatus, 2845 nucleotides long. RefSeq lists its product as uncharacterized. Gene Ontology annotation, biological process: regulation of DNA-templated transcription. Bases 148 to 2646 code for a protein of 832 amino acids. Gene Ontology annotation, cellular component: RSF complex. Lineage: Eukaryota; Fungi; Mucoromycota; Mucoromycetes; Mucorales; Cunninghamellaceae. The transcript is spliced from 8 exons. The record is from RefSeq and is a predicted model, not a curated record.